GCCCCCUGGAGGGCCCGCCCCCUUGGAGGAGACCGGAAGCGCUCGUCCUGGCCCGGAAGCAGUGCUGACUCCGUACACGCGCGCUGCGGCAUGGCGGCCCACCGCCCUGGCCCGCUCAAGCAGCAGAAUAAAGCUCAUAAAGGCGGGCGGCAUCGGGGUCGGGGAUCUGCACAGCGGGACGGCAAGGGCCGUCUAGCACUGAAAACCCUAAGCAAGAAGGUGAGAAAAGAACUCAGCAGGGUCGACCAGAGGCAUCGCGCCAGCCAGCUCCGAAAGCAGAAGAAGGAGGCGGUUCUGGCAGAGAAGAGACAGCUGGGUGGCAAGGAUGGCCCUCCUCAUCAGGUACUGGUGGUGCCCCUGCACAGCAGAAUUUCCCUGCCAGAGGCCAUGCAGCUGCUUCAAGAUAGGGACACUGGAACAGUACACUUGAAUGAAUUGGGAAACACCCAGAGCUUUAUGCUGCUAUGCCCCCGCUUGAAACAUCGGUGGUUUUUCACAUCAGCAAGGCCAGGGGAUCUGCACAUUGUGUUAGACAUGGCUAAAGUAGCUGAUACCAUCCUGUUCCUCCUUGAUCCACUAGAAGGCUGGGACAGCACCGGCGAUUACUGUCUUUCCUGUCUCUUUGCUCAGGGCCUUCCGACCUAUACACUAGCUGUCCAGGGGAUUUCUGGCCUCCCACUGAAGAAACAAAUAGAUGCAAGGAAGAAGCUAAGUAAAGCAGUGGAGAAGCGCUUUCCGCAUGACAAACUCCUCUUGUUAGACACUCAACAGGAGGCAGGGAUGCUGCUUAGGCAGUUGGCUAACCAGAAGCAACAGCAUCUUGCUUUUCGAGAUCGGCGGGCCUACCUAUUUGCCCAUGCUGUUGAUUUUGUUCCUAGUGAAGAGAAUAACUUGGUGGGCACCUUGAAAAUUUCAGGCUAUGUUCGAGGGCAGACUCUGAAUGUCAAUAAGUUGCUGCAUAUUGUUGGACAUGGCGAUUUCCAGAUGAAACAGAUAGAUGCCCCCGGAGACCCUUUCCCUUUAAAUCCUAGAGGAAUUAAACCCCAAAAGGACCCAGACAUGGCAAUGGAGAUUUGUGCUAUGGAUACUGUAGAUGAUAUGGAAGAAGGCCUUAAGGUCCUAAUGAAGGCAGACCCUGAUAGACAGGAAUCCUUGCAAGCAGAGGUUAUCCCAGAUCCAAUGGAGGGAGAGCAAACCUGGCCCACUGAGGAGGAGCUGAGCGAGGCAAAGGAUUUCUUGAAGGAAAGUUCUAAGGUGGUAAAGAAGGUCCCUAAAGGAACAUCCAGUUACCAAGCUGAAUGGAUUUUGGAUGGUGGCAGCCAAAGUGGUGGGGAAGGAGAUGAAUAUGAAUAUGAUGAUAUGGAACAUGAGGAUUUUAUGGAGGAGGAAUCUCAGGAUGAGAGUAGUGAAGAAGAAGACGAAGAAUAUGAAACUAUGACUAUUGGGGAGUCUGUGCAUGAUGAUCUGUAUGAUAAGAAAGUAGAUGAAGAAGCUGAGGCAAAAAUGUUGGAGAAAUAUAAACAAGAAAGACUGGAAGAGAUGUUUCCAGAUGAAGUGGACACGCCCCGUGAUGUGGCUGCUAGAAUUCGAUUUCAGAAAUACAGAGGCCUUAAGAGCUUCCGGACAUCUCCGUGGGAUCCUAAGGAAAACCUUCCUCAAGAUUAUGCUCGGAUAUUUCAGUUUCAGAACUUUACUAAUACUAGGAAAAGCAUCUUUAAAGAGCUUGAAGAAAAAGAGGUUGAAGGAGCUGAGGUUGGCUGGUAUGUCAUACUUCAUGUCUCUGAAGUCCCCGUCUCAGUGGUCAAGUGCUUCAGGCAAGGAACGCCCUUGAUUGCAUUUUCGUUACUACCUCAUGAACAGAAGAUGUCAGUAUUGAAUAUGGUGGUGAGGCGUGACCCUGGCAACACUGAACCUGUGAAAGCCAAGGAAGAGCUCAUAUUCCACUGUGGAUUCAGGCGCUUCCGAGCCUCACCUUUAUUCUCUCAGCACACUGCAGCGGACAAACAUAAAUUGCAGAGAUUCUUGACUGCUGACAUGGCUCUGGUGGCGACAGUCUAUGCGCCAAUCACUUUUCCUCCUGCAUCUGUGCUGCUUUUCAAGCAGAAAAGCAACGGAAUGCACAGCCUCAUUGCUACAGGCCAUCUUAUGUCAGUAGAUCCAGACAGAAUGGUCAUCAAGAGAGUUGUUCUGAGUGGUCAUCCUUUCAAAAUUUUUACUAAGAUGGCAGUAGUCCGUUACAUGUUCUUCAACAGAGAGGAUGUGCUGUGGUUUAAACCAGUGGAACUGAGAACGAAGUGGGGCCGGAGAGGACACAUCAAGGAGCCUUUAGGUACGCAUGGCCACAUGAAAUGCAGCUUUGAUGGGAAGCUAAAAUCUCAAGACACAGUACUGAUGAACCUGUAUAAACGAGUUUUCCCCAAAUGGACUUAUGAUCCAUAUGUACCAGAACCAGUACCCUGGCUGAAAAGUGAGAUUUCUUCAACAGUGCCUCAAGGGGGCAUGGAGUAAUGGAUUCAAAGAGAUUCUGUCUUACCAGUGCCAGUCAAUACUCCAGGGAUGGGAGGCACAAGUUGUGAUUGGGCAAAGUUAAUUUUCUGUGUCAGCCUGUCAGUCCGCUGCCCCAUUUUGCAAGAUUUUUUUUUAGUCUUGACAAAAUGUCACAGUUAAGUAUAAAAGUUUUUCUACUACUUAGUCCAUAAAAACUAUUAAAUCUUAAUGAAAUA
Messenger RNA from Symphalangus syndactylus (siamang), 2723 nucleotides. RefSeq names its product TSR1 ribosome maturation factor (gene TSR1). Gene Ontology annotation, cellular component: preribosome, small subunit precursor; nucleus. The record is from RefSeq and is a predicted model, not a curated record. Lineage: Eukaryota; Metazoa; Chordata; Mammalia; Primates; Hylobatidae. Gene Ontology annotation, molecular function: GTPase activity; GTP binding; U3 snoRNA binding. Gene Ontology annotation, biological process: ribosome biogenesis; maturation of SSU-rRNA from tricistronic rRNA transcript (SSU-rRNA, 5.8S rRNA, LSU-rRNA); endonucleolytic cleavage of tricistronic rRNA transcript (SSU-rRNA, 5.8S rRNA, LSU-rRNA).